Messenger RNA from Penicillium pulvis, 1839 nucleotides. Its product is annotated as MFS transporter. Gene Ontology annotation, molecular function: transmembrane transporter activity. Bases 1 to 1839 code for a protein of 612 amino acids. Gene Ontology annotation, biological process: transmembrane transport. Gene Ontology annotation, cellular component: membrane. The transcript has a single exon. NCBI's taxonomy places the organism in Eukaryota, Fungi, Ascomycota, Eurotiomycetes, Eurotiales, Aspergillaceae. The record is from RefSeq and is a predicted model, not a curated record.
AUGCCUGUCGGGCAGCAUUCCGAUCCCGAGGGUCCCCCACAAAUCCCUCCGCAAGCCCAAACAUAUGUGAGGCCAAGUGCGACCGAUAAUUAUGGUUCUCACAAUGAUUCUGGAGACUCAGCUCCCGUAUCGGGUCGCUCAUCAUUUUCCUACACGAGGAACUAUGCGACACCAGCGACUGGUGCCCAAACACCGGACCCUCUAAUGGGAAAUACGAUCGUUGUUGAUAAGCAAUCGUUAAAGAACGUGUCACAAACAAUCACCAGUCUUGAUCCAAGUAACGAAAAUUUACAUGAGCUCGAGACGCUUGGACAUCGGUUAACCAACCGAAGGCCUUCGGUAUCCCGAUGCUCGGAUUUUGCCGACGAAGCGGCUGCGCCGAGCCGAGCGAGGCAAGGCGUGCCCCCAGAGAUCCGAAGUUUCGCAGCCGAGAUAAUUUUGGUAAUGGUCUGUUCGGCCGGUCUCAUGCUGUUCUCUUUCUUCCUUGGUGAUAUGCUCGCCCCGCAGGAGCAGUUGAAGGCUGCGCUCGGUAUUACCAACACGCAGCUCCCGUGGAUUGUCGGUGCUUUCAACACGGCCAAUGGCCUAUCCGUGGUGAUCUCCGGGUCACUAUCAGAUUUAGCACCCCCUAGACGUCUCAUGGUUGGCGCUUUUGCUUGGUUGACUGCUUGGAAUAUUGUCGGGGCUUUCUCCUUGCAACCAUCGCGGAAUAUUCUCUUUUUUAUCGUGCGAGCCAUGCAGGGACUUGCUAUUGGCGUUUUAGUUUCAGGAAGCAUGAGUAUCUUGGGCAGAGUCUAUAAGCCUGGUGUACGCAAGAAUCGAGUGUUUUCUGCCAUGGCUGCCUGUUGCCCCUUCGGUUUCUCGCUUGGAGCACUCCAAGGUGGUGGCCUGUACCAGAAUCUCCCCUGGAUCUUUGGAACCAACGCCAUUAUCUGCGCUAUCUGCGGCGUUGCUGCCUACUUCACCAUUCCGCCUUUGAAACCGGUAGCGGAUGUUGCCGGUACCGAAGCACCGACUUUACGGCAAUUUGACUUCAUCGGAGGUGGCUGUGCCGCUGGAGGCUGCGUGUGUUUACUUUUCGGCCUUACACAGGGACCGGUUGCUUCUUGGUCACCAUAUACAUAUAUUCUAAUCAUCAUCGGCUUGCUGCUACUGUGUGGUCUUUUCUUCGCUGAGCGUGCAGCCGUACGCCCUUUAAUCCCCAAUCGUCUUUGGUCAACACCAGGGUUCACCCCAUUGAUGAUCGCCUACUUCCUUGGAUUUGGAUCGUUCUUCGGCUGCUGGCAAUUUUACGCAAUUCAGUUUUGGUUGCGCAUCCAACACGCAACUCCCAUUGGGGUGGCACUUUAUCAUAUUCCUAACGCCGUGGUUGGAGUCUUCGCUACAUGGAUCGUGAGCCGCACUCUCCACCUUGUUCCAGGUCACUACAUUUAUGCCGUAUCUAUGUUUGCCUUUACUAUGGGACCUGCGUUUUUCAUCCCGCAAACUGCCAACACGACCUACUGGGCUCUUUCAUUCCCCGGUAUGGCGCUUGUGACAUUUGGUCCUGAUCUGGCCUUUGCCGCGGCUUCGAUUUUCAUCACUAGCAAUGUCGCCCGUUCAUACCAAGGAAGCGCGGGUAGUCUGUUGGUGACCAACCAAAAUCUUUCAUCAGCUAUCAUGACUAGUCUUGCUGAUGCAAUCGGUACACGGGUCAGUACUGGUGCUGAUGGAGAGGUCGAUAUAGAAGGAUUGAGGGCCAUUUGGUGGUUUGCAAUGGGAGCACAGUUGCUUGCACUGCUUGUAACUGUUGUUUGGGUGCGUAUCCCAAAGGAAGAGGAGAAGGAGCAUGUUACUUGA